Molecule: messenger RNA, 2144 nt
Organism: Vitis riparia (riverbank grape)
Lineage: Eukaryota; Viridiplantae; Streptophyta; Magnoliopsida; Vitales; Vitaceae
Product: ACT domain-containing protein ACR10-like
Exons: 6
Coding region: 274-1524 (416 amino acids)
Source: RefSeq, a predicted model, not a curated record
AGAAAACAGAGGAGGAGGAUCCCAUGAUCUAUUGUUAUCGGAGUUGGUACCCGAAAUUGCUACAGCAGAAUCUCUGGCUGUCUCUGCCAAAUAGAGCAAGCCCCAAACAAUCCAAAAAACAAAAGAAGGGAGAAAACCCAUAUGGAUUGAGUUCUGCUCAUCUUCUGAGUCUUUGAAGCCGCCCGCCCCCCGCCCCCCCCCAAAAAUAAAAGAAAAGAACAGAACAGACAGAACCAAAGAGUAGGUGGAGAGUGAGGGAGGGAGUGAGAUCAAAUGGGCAUUCUUUAUGAUUAUGAGGAUGUGGUGCUCAUCAGGCAAGCUGAGAAGCCGGGUGACCCCACUGAGAUUACUGUCAAUUGCCCGGACAAGAUUGGCCUGGGCUGUGAUUUGUGUAGAAUUAUAUUGCGCUUUGGGUUGAGCAUUUCCAGAGGAGAUUCUUCAACUGAUGGGAAAUGGUGCUACAUAUUAUUCUGGGUGGUGGGAAAACCAAAUACAAGGUGGAAUCUGUUGCAUAGGAGACUAUUGGAGGUGUGUCCUUCGUGUUCCUCCGCUUCAGGGAUUAGCUUUUACAAGCCAGAAUUUCAGCAACAGCCAAAGCCUCCGGAUGUGUUCCUCUUGAAGUUCUGGUGUUACUAUGACUGGAAAGGUCUACUACAUGAUAUAACCGAGGCUCUUUGUGAGCUAGAGCUUACAAUAAAGAGAGUGAAGGUAUCCACUGCCCCAGAUGGGAGAGUGAUGGAUCUCUUUUUCGUCACGGACACCAGAAAUGAACUUCAUACUCAGGAGAGACGGGAUGAAGCAAUCUAUCAUUUGAAAGAUGUGUUAGGGGAUGCCAUGAUAAGCUGUGAGAUUGAGUUGGCUGGCCCAGAAGUUACUGGAUGUUCACAGGGUUCUUCAUUUCUUCCUCCUGCAAUCACAGAAGAAAUCUUCAGUUUAGAAUUGCCCGAUGGACACCAAAAUGGAUCUCCUGCCUCAAACACCUUAAUUGUUACAAUGGACAAUUCCCUCAGCCCGUCUCACACACAUGUUCAUAUCAUUUGUCAGGAUCAAAAAGGUCGCAUUUAUGAUAUCAUGAGAACCCUAAAGGAUUACAACAUCCAGACCUCUUAUGGGCGAUUCUUUGCAAACGCAAAGGGAAUCUUUGAAGCAGACUUACUCGUGAUGCAAGCCGAUGGUAAGAAACUGGUUGACCCAAAUAAGCAAAAUGCCCUGUCCUCUCGCCUCAAAAUGGAGCUUUUCUGUCCCCUUAGAGUGGCUGUGGAGAGCAGGGGGCCUGAUACUGAGCUGCUGGUCGCAAACCCUGUUGAGCUGUGUGGCAGGGGCCGGCCUCUUGUUUUCUAUGAUAUUACUCUUGCCCUAAAGAUUCUCAAGAUACAAAUAUUUUCGGUGGAGAUAGGGAGACACAUGAUCCAGGAUCGGGAGUGGGAAGUAUAUAGAAUCCUACUGGAUGAAGAGGAAGGUUCUUGUGUGUCAAGGAACAAGAUUGAGGAGGGUGUUAGAAAGAAGUUGAUGGGUUGGUACUAGAAUCCAGUGUUGGAUUACCGCAUUAGUUUUUGCUUCUUUUUAUCACUGUACAGCUUACUUGUCUCAGCACGCCUAAUGUAGAUAUUACAAGUAAAUCCUGAGGUGGGUUUGUGAAAUGGCAAGCUGUUUUAUUCCACCUCCAUCUUCACUCCCCUUCACUCUUAUGGAUCUCCGCUGGGUUAUUCCCUUCUUGCUGUGAAUUGCAUAGAGAUCUUGGAAUAUUCUCAUAUUCCUUUCUCAUAUUCCUCUCAUUUGCUUUCGUAAGUGGGGCCGAAUUCUGUUGUUGCUUGGACGGCAUUUGCUUAGAUCUCAUGAGCUCUACGGAAUACGCCUGCUUGGCCUAUUUGAAUUAGUCCAUCCAUGCUUACCCAUCAGCCUAUCUUUCUGUGGUGUGAGCCCUGUUCUGAAGGCAGUGUUUUAGGGGCUGGUGGUCUCAGUUUAGGCUUUGCUGUCCACUUAUGAACAUUCUCCCAAGUGAUCCAGAAAGAUGGAUUCGCGUCCAUUUUUUUUCUUGUUUCGAAUAAAUAUCUAAUGGAGGUCAAUGUUGAAUAAUUUAAUACUUUUGCUUAACUCAUAUCUAAGCAACAUUGAAUGUAAUAAGAAUUAGUUGUUUUGUGUAA